Molecule: messenger RNA, 3353 nt
Organism: Notodromas monacha
Lineage: Eukaryota; Metazoa; Arthropoda; Ostracoda; Podocopida; Cyprididae
Source: the annotation of a GenBank genome assembly
AUGGCGCAGAAUAUUUGGUCCGUGAACAAUUUGAAUCUGGCCGCUUUGGCUCCACAAUAUUUAUCUGUGUUGCAAGCGAUGGCGACGACCCAGUCGACGGGUUCCACGUCGGCCGGCCCCGGCCAGGCCACGCAGGCCUCCAGUCCUGCCACAAACCUCACCAUGAGCGGUCUCAACUCCCUGCAACUCCAACAGUUGGCCGCUUCUCUGGCCGGAAUACACAGUACCAAUUCCAACCAACUAGGUCUCGCCGGGUUAGCUGCCUUGCAGAACAGUGCCACCACAGCGACAACGGAAGCGUCAAACCUACAAGGUCUGGCUGCGUUGGCAAACUUGUCAGUUGCCAGUCAAGGCUUGAAUCCAAUGAGCGUCCAGAAUUUGGCAACGCUAGCAGCCAUGGCCGGCGGAAACAACGCCGCAGCUGUCGGUGCGCUGCUAAACCCCGCAGCAUUUCCGGGUAUGUUUGGCGGAGCGAAUGUGGGCGUGACGAAUACGUCGGCUUUGGCGCACCAAUCUCCGAUUGUGACGACGGCGCAGAUGGGCAAGCAGGUUGAAGGUCCGGAUGGAGCCAACCUGUUCAUCUAUCAUCUUCCGCAAGACUUUAGUGAUAGUGACUUGGUGCAAGCGUUUGCUGCGUUCGGCAACGUCAUAUCUGCCAAAGUUUUCAUCGACAAGCACACCAACUUGUCGAAAUGCUUCGGAUUUGUUUCUUACGACAACCAUUUGAGUGCACAACAAGCGAUCCAAUCGAUGAACGGUUUCCAGAUCGGCACCAAGCGACUAAAGGUGCAGCUGAAGCGCUCGAAAGACGCUUUAAAGCCGUACUGAUCCGGCAUCGUUGGAGGGAAGUCUCGGCAGCCGCUGAAAACGACUCAUCUUCCGCAAUUUUUUCCCGCUUGGACUGUACCCUCAACUACACCUCUCAGAUCGAUCCCGCCUUCCCAAUAUUUCGCCUGCAAGUUCCCCGUCCUUCGGUUUCUUCUCCGUGUACUGUAUUCACGCAUAUCAAAAAAGCUCAGGUCAAAGAUUCGUGGACAAGACGAGAAGCGAGCUGCAUCCUGCGCACGAUCGAGUGAGUGAGUGAAUUCCAGGGUGGAGGAGGAAAUGGUUUUUUGCGGCGAACACUUGGGUUGGUCGAAUGGACGUGGAAGAGAUGGACAUGGUUUCCUCGUGAAGCUCUAUUGGUUGUUGGGGAAGUCUAUGGAAACAUUGCGCUCGUGUUGGUGGAAGGAAUCGGAAAGAAUGUCGAAAAACAGCAUGCGCCCAUUGCUCGACGAGUUGCACAAAAAAAAAAAAAAAACCUCCUUCAAAAUUUCUUCCAUUAUCUUGUGUUGUUUCGAAAUCGUUCUAUUCCGCGAACCCACUGUUUUAUCGUCUGCGUUCUUCCCCCCUGUCGUAUUUUCGUGUUUAUCUCGUCUUCGUGCAUGUCUCAGAAAAUUUGACCGAUCAUCAAUCAGUAUCGUAAGCCGAUUACAGAAAAAGAUCUUCGUCCUGGGAAGUUCCUCAAUUUUUUUCUCUCCAGCGUUCCGUAGAAUCGUGUAGGUUGUAAGCUGAGUUUUGCCGCUUUUUCUUGAAUUUGCUGUGAUAAACGAAAGAACAUUUUUGAGAAAGUGAAGAGAGACAUGCAGCUCUUCGCGCUAAUAUAAUUCAGUUGAUCCGUUAAACGGGAUGUGGGGGCGCUGAUUGCUUGAAGGUCUUCCCGUGCCAGUAAGUCACUCUCUGUCUUCAGCCGUGGAUUUGAAGUCCCAUGAGCAGAAGAUUUGAGACGGAAUAUUCAGAGAAAAGUUUACUAACUUGUUGUAUUCCUGGCUGUUGCGCUACUUUUAUAGGAAAAAGCGACUGCGAGAGAAUGAUUAGGACAGUUGAGGUUAAGUGCUCUGAACGUUAUGACGCUUUACGUUUCGCUUUUAGUUUUUGCCCCCCAUCUUCAACUCAUUGUUUUGUUUUUGUGUUUUUUUAAGGAAGAAGGACUUGUGAAAACGAAAAAGAUAUGAGGCUGUUGGCGAAGUACUUUUCCAGCGCGUGUUUGUUCAUGUUGAAAGGGAGGAUUUCUGUCGAAAUCGACGCGGGUUUCACCGCGGUGUUGGAUUGAUUCUUCUCAUGCGUAUACGGUGGUUGAUGUAAACGUGUGUAUGAUUUGGUGUUGGACGAAUGCUUCUGGGUGGAAGGUGUAAUCGAUGUUGGAAUUUUUUUUUCUGCGGUGUAACAAAUAUGGAGGGCUAUGAUGAUCGUGUUUGAUGUUACAGGUGUUGAUCGCCUUCCCGUGCGGAUUGCCCGACGAGUCCUGUCGCGAAGAAGCAUUGAUGUUUUCUGUAUGCAUUUCCCAUCGUUAUCGAGAUGUUUCGAGUGAAGGGAUCCCGUUUGCUCGAUGCUGUAUCUUUUUUUUUUCCACACACCUUUCAACUCAUGUCCCUAAUUCCCCAUCCGAGAUUCGAUGUUUUACUUAUUUUCAACCUAUGUGAUCGCAUAUGAUCUUGGAGUUAGGUGGAAAAGCCCUUAUCAGGUUAAUACAUCCGUUGGGAACCGACGAGGAACGAAAGCCAAAAUGAAGCUUGUACGAAAACGGGAAGGCUGAAACGUUACCGAAGGAAAUGAGCAAAUACGACGUUGCAUUUUGUCUUGGUUUUGUUCUUUUUUGUUGUUUUUUUCCAUCCGUCAUAUUCUGAAUUCAGCUGAUACUGCACAAUUUGCAUUUGCGGUAAAACAGUCCUGUGAAUGCUGCAUAAUUCAAGAAGUACCGAAUGAAUCUUAGCGGGAGCGAGAAAUCGACGUGAUCCGAACCAAAGAUAAUUAUUUUUUGAAAGGGAGCGUUCUGUUGAGGAUCGGUUAUGCUUGGAAUCGAACUUUUUUGUGUUUCGCAGGAAAGGAAGGAAAUUUAUACGUUCAGUCUUCUUCGAAAAACUAUCCGUUUCAGUGUGGAGCUCGCAUGCUGGUACACAUGUGAUUGCAAGCAUGUCGGAAUGAAAAUCACUGAUGGAGUUCCUACUGGUUUGAGAUUUAUCGUAAUUUUCCUUUGGAAGUGGAAGCUCAGUGAUCACUUUGAGUUUUACGUCCUGGACAAUCAUGGAGAACAAAUUAAUUUCGAUUUCUUCCUGUGAAGAUUUUGGUAACGUCAUUAGCUAAGUUAUGACAAGGUGCCGAUUCAUCUUAUGGAACUUCAACUCUUCCCUGAAUAAAAAUAAUAGUUAUUGAUAAUUCAGAUCCAGAUUUAGGAUUCAUGUUGAUGAAAUCGUAUGUUGUAUUUUUUAAAUGAAACGCAGCAAAAAUAGAUCGAAUAGCUUGUGAAACGAUAAAUUGCGAACUCUGUUCCAGAAAAAUUGAUAAGAAUAUCCCCCCCCCCCCCCCCCCCCCCC